AUGGACUACGAUGUACCGCAGACGAGACAGUCGUCAAUAGUUGUUGCCGUUCGAGUACGGCCAUUUACAAUGCACGAACAGACACAUCUGAUAAGUGACCAAAGCGGGGCUUUGGGCAAACUGCAAUUGGGAGACGCGAGUCUGGUGCUGCCAGGCGUCGAUUCCUUGUCAACAACACCUACCAAGAAUUCUGUGGGGUCUGCUGGCCGUUUUAGUAAACCGCAAGGUCUGCGACAAAUUGUGGACUGUGUUGACGACAAAAUGCUGAUUUUCGACCCGGCAGCGAAUAAUCCGUUGCGAAAGAUCAGUGAGACGGUUUUGAACGCAAUAGCUGCGCCGGCUGGAAGCCGACGCAGCGGAGAACACAAAUUUGUAUUUGACCGGGUUUUCAGAAUGGAUUCCAGCCAGCUGGACGUGUAUGAGGCGACCACAAGGCCGUUGCUAGACUCCGUUCUGGAUGGUUUUAACGGCACGGUGUUUGCGUACGGCGCCACAGGCUGUGGCAAGACUUACACCGUCAGCGGGCCGUCCGACAAUCCGGGCAUCAUCUAUUUGACCAUGCAGGAGCUUUUCAACAAAAUUGACCAGCUUCGCGACACCAAACGUUUCCAGCUGACCCUGUCGUACUUGGAAAUCUACAAUGAAAGCAUAAGGGAUCUGUUGGAGCCCGAAACAUCAAGCAAGAAACUCGUGUUACGCGAAGAUACAGACCGCCACAUAACGGUAGCCAACCUGUCACAUCAUGAGCUGGAAACGAUCGAAGAUGUCAUGGAUCUGGUCGUCAAGGGUAAUACCAAUAGAACUACCUCUGCCACUGAUGCUAACGAAACCUCAUCGCGCUCGCAUGCGGUUCUGCAAAUUCAUAUCACCCAAAAAAACCGUACCGCAGAGCUCAAAGAAGACCAAAAAUUUGCCACUUUAUCGAUAAUAGAUUUGGCCGGUAGCGAAAGAGCCUCAGCUACGAAAAAUAGAGGCGAACGUUUGCAUGAGGGCGCAAAUAUUAAUAGGUCGCUCUUAGCCUUGGGGAAUUGCAUAAACGCGCUCUGUGUGAAUGGUAAAAAAGGCUCUUCUUGCCACGUUCCAUACAGAGACUCGAAACUCACAAGGCUUCUGAAAUUCUCGCUCGGUGGUAAUUGUAAAACCGUCAUGAUUGUAUGCAUUUCGCCUGGAAGUAAUCAUUAUGACGAAUCUCUUAACACAUUGAAGUACGCAACGCGAGCAAAAGAGAUCAAAACCAAAUUGAUACGGAACAGGCACUCUUUAGAUCGACAUGUGGGCUCUUAUCUCAAGAUGAUCACAGAGCAACGACAAGAAAUUGAAGAGCUACGCACUAGAGAACGCAAAAUAAUCGAUUUGCAAAUAAGCAAAUACAAGAUUACGCGCGAAAGGGUACGAAUGGCCGUUUGGGAUAGUAUUCAAGCUUUGCGCAACAAUUUUAAGACUUCUGAAAAAUUUCAGCAUCUUAAAAUGAUUAAAGCACUGAUAUUGUGCAAAAGACGUUUCCUGCAGAUGGUUGGAGUUGAGCUCGCCACUUUGUUGAAAUUCGUCGACCUUGGUAGUCAGUUGCACGAGGAUUGCUCCACACUUUACGACCAACUGAGUGAUAAGAUAAAAGACCUCGAACAAAGCUUCGAUACUCCGGAUGAACUGGAUUUAUCCCUCGAUCAUACGAGAGAAGUGGACUUACAAAAAUUGCGGGAAAUGGAAAAUUGGAAUGAUGAUUCAGAUCUAGUAUGGUAUGAUUCGCUGUUGAACUCGGUAUCUGAAUCUGUGCGUAAUGAAAUUCUUGUGUGCUCCUCUAUGGUGAUGGAAAAAUUCAUGCAAGAUAGCGUGCUGGUAGACAGGAUCAAAUUCAUUUCACAGACACUUUUGAGAAGCUUCAUAGAAAAUAACACGGAAGAUCCGAUCAACACCGAAGUGCUGCUACAAGCAGUCCACCAGCAAAUGAGAAGUCUUGUUCAGAUUGACCAAGAAUUUGAAGCAUUCGCAGCAACUGUCCAGAGUAACGUGGCGUCCACCGCGUCCGCCAAUGUAGGUCCUUCGGACUGGGCCCGCGACUGGAACGUGCGUAGAGCAUCUACGACACAGCCCCACAGAAAGCAUGCAACGGCCAAAGUAACGAAAUCCAAUAGCGGGACGCCGUCUCCGAUUCAGCGGUCGCGAGCUACUCCUGGCAAUGCCAAUAAUAAGAGCGCCAAGAAGGUUAGAUGGUCCGAGGUUCUUCCUGGGAACGAUUCUACGUCGAUGAUGAUGGACGACGACGACCAAGAAGCUGCUGGACCGAGUGGUAACGCGAUGGUGUGGCCGUCGUUUGAAGAGGACGUUAGUAUGCAGGAUAUUCCGGCAGGUGGAGGGUUCACCGAUACCGGUAAUGUUGGGCCUGGCGGGACAUCUGGUGUUGGGUCUGGUGCUCGCAAGAUGUCCUUGACCGCUACUGCGUUGGUAAGAGGGAAGUGA
Messenger RNA from Lachancea lanzarotensis, 2457 nucleotides. RefSeq names its product LALA0S06e07470g1_1 (gene KIP3). Bases 1 to 2457 code for a protein of 818 amino acids. The record is from RefSeq and is a predicted model, not a curated record. Gene Ontology annotation, molecular function: microtubule motor activity; microtubule binding; ATP binding. NCBI's taxonomy places the organism in Eukaryota, Fungi, Ascomycota, Saccharomycetes, Saccharomycetales, Saccharomycetaceae. Gene Ontology annotation, biological process: microtubule-based movement. The transcript has a single exon.